Molecule: messenger RNA, 691 nt
Organism: Neocloeon triangulifer
Lineage: Eukaryota; Metazoa; Arthropoda; Insecta; Ephemeroptera; Baetidae
Product: ubiquitin-like protein 4A
Exons: 4
Coding region: 137-565 (142 amino acids)
Biological process (GO): post-translational protein targeting to endoplasmic reticulum membrane
Molecular function (GO): protein binding
Source: RefSeq, a predicted model, not a curated record
AUCUGGUCCAAUCUGGUCACUCAGAUGGAAAAAUAAACAAAAACAAAUCUACCAGCUCAAACUUCAAAGACAAAAUCAAAUUUUUAAUUUUUGAUCUAUCAGUGGAUCACACUGGAUAUUACCAUCACCAGUGAAUAUGAAGAUCACAAUUAAAAUGCUGCAAGGACGGGAGUGUUCCUUAGAAGUCACUCCCGACACCAGUGUAAUUGCUCUGAAACGCAUGAUUUCUCCACAACUCUGCGUCCCUGUAGCAGAACAGAAACUACUCAUUUUAGGGAAACCCAUGCAAGAUGAUAAAAAGCUGAGUGAUUACUCCGUCAAGGAAGGUUGCAAAAUCAAUCUGAUUCGCCGAGUUUGCGACUCGAAUAGUCACACAGCCGACAAACCUGGGCUCAGAGACACAAUGCUUGCAUUCCUGUUGAAGCACAUGCCCCCGGACAAGGCCCUGAAAGUUCUGGACGAAUUCAUGAAGGACUUCAACAAGUCAAUCAACAGCUUGAGCAUUGAUGACAUAGAGAGAAUUGCUAAGACAAGACUUCAGGAGGAAAACCAUGAAGAAUUAUAAAAAAAUAUCAUAUUCCUUAAAGUCUCCUCAAGCUGAUGUUCAUAUUUUUAACUUAAUUAAUUGAUAGUAUAACGUGUUGAUAAUUUUCUACGUCUUGUCUCAUCCAUUAAAAACAAUAAUCUAGUA